Phanerochaete carnosa HHB-10118-sp is the source of this 3159-nucleotide messenger RNA. RefSeq lists its product as uncharacterized. The record is from RefSeq and is a predicted model, not a curated record. Gene Ontology annotation, biological process: rRNA processing. Lineage: Eukaryota; Fungi; Basidiomycota; Agaricomycetes; Polyporales; Phanerochaetaceae. Gene Ontology annotation, cellular component: small-subunit processome; nucleolus. Bases 1151 to 3085 code for a protein of 644 amino acids. The transcript has 6 exons.
GUCUUCGAAUAAGACAUCUAAUGUUGCAGGAUACGCAAAGCGGAAAUCGCUGAAGGGCAAGACACUGGCGGAAGCUGCAGACGUUUACGAGUACCAGCCAGAGAAAGUGCGACGGGCGAAGGUCAAGCUCCUACUUGAGAAAGGAGAGCUGCAAGGUGGCGGUAAUGAUGAUGGCGAUGGAGAGGGGAGCGUGUCGACACAAGUCCGUCCAAGGCUUGUGGGAGAAGACAAUGAAGACGACCGUAUUGGCUCCGAUGAAGACGAGGAGAUCGACAGCGAUGCUGCAUUUGACCAGAGCGACGAAGAGCAAUUUGCGGGGCUUAACUUCUCGCGAAGCAAGAAGUCACAGUCGACGAAGCCGUUAAGAACCGUCAAGCCAUCGAAAGCUAAGGGGGUCCGUUUUGCAGAGGUUGACCUCAACGAGGAAAUUGAUGUGGAGGAACCAGGGCCUGCUUUUGAUGGCGAUGUUUCCGGAGAGGACGUCGGGCAGUCCGAGGAGGAAGAGGAAGAGGAAGGCGACCCAGAUGAGUUCAUUGAUGUCCUCGACAUCCUGGACGGCAGAGGAGAAGCGGAUGUUCCGAAUGACAUAGGCGAGGUGGAGAGGGAAGAGAAAGAUGACCGUGUACGACGUGAGGACGAGGAGAGCGAAGAGGAGGGAGAGAAGGGCAGUGAAGAAGAGGAUGAAGACGAAGAUGAGGGGCCAUCUGUCGGUAUCGAUCUCAAUGAGUUCUCGGAUGACGAAGACGAAGCCGAUCCCUCUGCUUUGGACCACUUGGGAAGCUUCAUAACUAACCUCGAUGCCGGUACAAAGCGCAAGGCACCAGAAGAUGCAGAUGUUGCUGAAAUAGCUGCUGAUGACAAGCGAAAGCGGAGACGGCGCGUGCUGAAAGAGCAGACACAAGCAGGUGUCGAGAGCGAGUUCGCUGCACAGGCAGGUGCAAGCAAGCUUAGUCUAGACGAGUUGCUUGCCCCGUUGGACUCAUCUUCGUCAAGUCUCCAGUCGUUGAAGAAGUCUGCAAAGGUCCUAGCUUCUUCAUCGUCCAAAGCGAAGAUUCUGUCGGCACCACUCCCUCAGCGAGCGCAAGAACGCCUCGACCGUGAAGCCGCAUAUGAGCAGACUAAGGAAGAGAUUGAUAAAUGGGGUGCUACGAUGAAACGCAUAAAAGAGGCCGAGCACCUCAGCUUCCCUUUGCAGGCCGAGUCUUCUGGGAAAGCUUCUAAUCUCGAGCUGGCGGCCAAGUUCAAGCCAACUACCGAGCUGGAGAGCGCUGUUGAUAGGCUUUUGAAGUCUGCCAAAAUGCGAGAGCAGGACAUUGCACAGACCGAGGCGCUGAAGAUGAACCACCUCUCCAUCGAGGAAGUUGCCGAACGUCGUGCAGAGCUUGCAAAGAUGCGCGAGCUCAUGUUUCGCGCAGAGGCAAAGGCAAAGCGCAUUGCUAAGAUCAAGAGCAAGACGUAUCGGCGGCUCAAGAAAAAAGAUAGGGCAAAGCUGGCCGCGAAGCUUGGUGAGCUUGAAGACGGGGAUGAAGACGAUGAGGAGGCGCGCCUGAAGCGCGAGAUCGAGCGGGCACGCGAGCGCGUGACUCUGCGCCAUAAGAACACAGGCAAGUGGGCGAAGGCGAUGAAGACUCGCGGCGAGCUUGAUGAGGAUCAGCGUCACGACAUAAACGAGAUGUUGGACCGUGGCGAGAAGCUUCGAAGGCGGAUACAGGGGCGCGGCAGCGACGAGAGCGAUGACGACGACGAAAGCGACGACGAUACCGACAUCGAGGGGGAGGACGGCACCGCACGCAUUAAGGCGAGUGCGUUUGAUGAGGUCCACCAACUGAAUCGGAUGGGCGAGGAUACUCUGGAAUCCCAGGACAAGAAGGGCAAGAGCGUGUUCGAGAUGAAAUUCAUGAAGGAUGCAAUGGCGCGGGACAAGUUGCGAGUAGACCAGAUCGCAGACGACUUCAUCCGCGAGCUCGGAGGCCGGAUACCUAACGAGGAUGAGGUAGACGGUGAAGAUAGACCUCAUCCGCCUGAAGCUUCUACUCAGCGUAUGGGCGGCCGCAUGUCUUUUCAGCCGGGUAACGUGUCUGAGCUCUCUCGAGCCCUGCCCUCAUUAGCUUCCGAUACUUCCAGUGUCACGCUGAAGUCCACGGAUAUUGCAGGCGACGGACGAGCUGACUCGCCAAUUGUAGUCUCCCCCACCUCUCCUGCUACCGAGCGACCGGCUGCACUCAAGAAGCUUGAGAACCCGUGGCUGGUUACACGCGAAGACCGCGCCAGCCGCGCGGGUCAGAGAAAGCAUGAGGUUGCUGUCAGCAAAGGCAGCGCGAGCGCGGAAAAGUCGAAGGUCAAGCUACGCAAGCGGGUCAAGAAGCGCGAGGAUGAGAAGGAAAAGGCCAAGGAGGAGGCGGCCGUCGAGAUAUCCGCAACAGAUGUCAUAACGCUUGGUGUGGCCUCGAAUGUCGAAGCCGGGUCUUCGAGGCCACAGACGAAGGGCGAACAGUCACGGCACAAAACCGACACUCGCGCGCAGAUCAGCGGGGCCGACCACAAUGGCGACAGCGAUGACGAGGCGCACAGUGAGAUCGAAGAGCAAGAGCGGUUAGAGGCAAAAGGCAAGGGUCACGCAAGUGGCGUGAAGGCAUUCGAGCAACGGGAGCUGGUCGCUCGUGCCUUCGCAGGCGACAAUGUUAUCCAGGAGUUUACGGAGGUUAAGCGACGGGAAAUUCAGGAAGACGCGCCCAAGGAGGUCGACAUAACGCUUCCCGGCUGGGGUUCUUGGGGCGGGCAGGGCACAAAGAAGGCCCCGCCAAAACCUUACCUCGUCAAGAAAAUCGUAGGCGUAGACCCGACAACGCGUGCGGACUACAAGAAGGCGCACGUCAUCAUCUCAGAGAAGCGCGACAAGAAAGCAUCCAAGUAUCUCAUCAAGGAUCUACCGUUUCCAUACACGAGCAAGGCACAGUUUGAGCGAAACAUGGAUACGCCCAUCGGUACGGAAUGGAAUACACGUGCUGGGUUCCAGCGCAGCACACUGCCGAAAGUUGUCAAAAAGAUGGGCACGAUCAUUACGCCCUUGGAGAGACUCGCAUGAAUCCGUCCCUCUCACAUGCUGUAAUUCAUACUUUGGUUUCGAACUCUCGUUUCCACAAUAAAUCACCCGUUUGC